This is a messenger RNA of Boeremia exigua, 1759 nucleotides long. Its product is annotated as DNAJ domain-containing protein. NCBI's taxonomy places the organism in Eukaryota, Fungi, Ascomycota, Dothideomycetes, Pleosporales, Didymellaceae. The transcript has a single exon. Gene Ontology annotation, molecular function: misfolded protein binding; protein-folding chaperone binding. Gene Ontology annotation, biological process: protein folding in endoplasmic reticulum. The coding region runs from base 126 to 1679 and encodes 517 amino acids. Gene Ontology annotation, cellular component: endoplasmic reticulum. The record is from RefSeq and is a predicted model, not a curated record.
GGACACUUUCACGCCCUCAUUUAAGCCACGAAUCCACCGCCCAUGCCGGCGCCCUCCCUCCUGCGCCCCCGCUGCCCUCUUCCCGCCUCGCACCCGUUGUCCCGCGUCCGCUGCCCGUCGCCACCAUGAUCCUGCGGCUGUCGUCACUCGCGCUGCUGCUCCCGCUCGCGCGCGCACUGUCUCCCGCCGACGUCCCCGCCGACACGCCCGUCGCGCAGCUGAUCAAGGACGCCAGCGUCAAGCUCGCCUCGGGCAACCACCAGGACGCCCUGGUCUACUUCGACGUGGCCAUCGCGCGCGACCCGCGCAACUACCUGACCUACUUCCGCCGCGGCGCCGCCUACCUCUCGCUGGGCCGCACCCAGCAGGCCGAGCAUGACUUCAACAAGGUGCUGGACCUGAAGCCCGGCUUCGAGGGCGCCCUGCUGCAGCGCGCCAAGAUCCGCGCGCGCAAGGCCGACUGGGCCGCCGCCCGCACCGACUACGAGGCCGCCAACAAGUCCGACGAGAUUGCGCUGCUCGACGAGGCCCAGGGCGCCGCCCUCAUCGCCCAGGACGCCGCCGACAAGGGCGAGUGGGACGCCUGCAUCCAGAACGCGGGCACCGCCAUUGUCGUCGCCGGCGCCGCCUACGACAUCCGCAAGACGCGCGCCCGCUGCCGCUUCGAGAAGGGCGAGGUCGUCGAGGGCAUCGCCGACCUGCAGCACCUGCUGCAGAUCAACAAGGGCGACAUCGAGCCGCACCUGCAGAGCUCCGCCAUGGCCUUCUACUCGCUCGCCGAGACCGACAAGGGCCUCAAGCACAUCGCCCAGUGUCUGCAGUCGGACCCGGACUCCAAACCCUGCAUGAAGCUGCGCCGCCGCGAGAAAGCCCUCGACAAGACCCUCAAGAAACUCCGCAACAACUUCGACAAGCGCCAGUUCGCCACCGCGUCCAAACUCCUCAUCGACCGCGGCGAGGACGAGCCGGGCCUGCUCAAGGAAGUCAAAGAAGACUUCGCCGCCUACAUCGCCUUGGGCUACAUCAACAAAAACGCCCCUUCGGGACUCUACACCCAGCUCGUCGAAAUGACCUGCGAAGCGUACAACGAGAUGGCGAACCCCAAAAAGGGGACCCCCUACUGCACCGAAGCGCUAACCCUGAACCCGCACUCCCUCCACGGCCUCUUGAACCGCGCACAAACCGAGCUCGCCGCCGACGACUUCGAGCCCGCAAUCCGCACCCUCGAGCUCGCGAAAGAACACCACCAGUCACACCCCUUACUCAACGAACUCCUCCAGAAAGCCCACACCCUGCUCAAACGCUCAAAGACAAAAGACUACUACAAAGUCCUGGGUCUCCCGCGCGACGCCGAAGACCGCGCGAUCAAGAAAGCAUGGCGCAAGAUGACCAAGCUGUACCACCCGGAUAAAGCCGCGCAGCAGGGCAUGACGCCCGACGAGGCGCAGAAGAAAAUGGCCGAGGUCAAUGAGGCGUACGAGGUGCUUUCGGAUCCGGAGCUGAAGGAACGAUUUGACCGCGGCGACGAUCCCAAUAACCCCGAGCAGCAGAGCCAGCCGUUCCAUGGGAAUCCGUUUGGCGGGCAGCAGUUCAUGUUCCGCCAGGGCGGGUUUCCCGGGGGGGCUGGGGGGAACGCGCACUUCAAGUUCCAGGGGCAGGGCGGGCCGUUUGGGUUCUAGGUUUGCUGGGCUGUGGGUUUGGGGUUUGGGCGUUGAGGAGCGUAGAGAUCCGAGGUUCGAGAUUUCGAGGUUUUCGACAG